AUGUCGUCAACCACAAAGGAACCCGACCAGAACCAAGUCUCAGAUGAGGAAAGACAGAGGCUGGCGAAGUAUGACUGUCUUCCAUGCCGUAUCACCGGGGCUGCCGCAUUCACGGGUCUUGGGGGAUACAUGUUGGUGGCUGGCCGGCGUCAACUGGCCGCGGAACAGCACACACUGACAAGAUGGCAAUUACUAGCGAGGAGGGGUAGCAUCCACGGUAUUGGGAUCGGGCUGAUCGCGGCUGGGUUGUAUCGACUGAUAAACUAG
Orbilia oligospora ATCC 24927 is the source of this 267-nucleotide messenger RNA. RefSeq lists its product as uncharacterized. The record is from RefSeq and is a predicted model, not a curated record. The transcript has 2 exons. Lineage: Eukaryota; Fungi; Ascomycota; Orbiliomycetes; Orbiliales; Orbiliaceae. Bases 1 to 267 code for a protein of 88 amino acids.